CGUCACUUCUUACCUUGGAGUAACCAUCACUGGUAACCACAAAUUAACGCAUGAUCUCCCAGAAUAUCAUUGAAUGUGUGCGUCAAAAGGUGAUGACGUUUCUACAUUAUGCGUCGCCGUGAAGGUUUAAAAGCUCGUUUCGAAAUUACAAGGGAUAUAUUUUGCUGUGGACUACGUUUUAAAGAUCUUUUGGAAACUUUAACGUCAGACUAACUUGCGUACAGGAGGAACGUAUACAGAUUUUGUUGAAAUAUGGACACUGGUUUAGAUGGUCGAAUUUUCCCAGUUAAUCUCACUGAUGAUCCAAACAAAGUCGAUUACGACUGCAUCGUUUUCGUUAGCGAAAAUUUGGACUUUACUGAUCCAAAUCUGGAAUUUUUGAAAGCCCCACUUCAACAAAGAAAAGCGAAUGACUCGAAUUUUGAGAAGGACGUCAGUGUGAUUGAUAUCGAUAGCAAUGUAAAACGUCUGGUGUACGCACCAACAGGACCUGUUAACCGUGAUUACGAUGAUCCAAGACGAUACUAUGAUGCCGCUUGCAAUGGAAUGAAGAGAGCCGUCAAGGCAGGAGCAAAGAAACCUGUUUUGGCCAUUCCAUCCGAAACUUCGUUUGAACAGGCUUGGUCAGUGUCGGCAUUUGGGGCUCUUCAUGCAUUGUACACGCCCAUCGAAGUCGCUGUAUUUGACCAAACAAAAGCGAAAAAAGUUGACUUCUUGGAGAUUUUCUAUUCAGGGGAUAGUGGUGAUCAGCUCUUGAAUUAUGUGAACGCUGUGGAAAUUGGAAGAAUGGUUUGUCGUGACAUCGCUGCUUCUGAUCCGGAAUUCUCGUGUACCAGCGAGGUGGAAAAAUACGUCCUCAAGGUCCUUGGUGAAGAUCCAACGAUCACGAUAACUGUCACCAAGGGCACUGAAAACCUCGAGCAAAGUUAUCCAUUACUGGCAGCCGUUAACCGUGCCGCUUCUGUCACUGAACGUCACCAGGGGCGUAUUAUCAACUUUGAAUACAAUCCUCUGCAGAGGGCAGCGAUCCUGAAUACUUUGAUGUUGGUUGGCAAGGGUGUUGCGUACGAUACAGGUGGAGCUGACAUCAAGACCGACGGUAAUAUGCCUGGUAUGAACAGGGAUAAGUCUGGAGCGGCUGCCGUUGCAGGAUUCUUUAAGACUCUGUCCAUUCUUAGACCAGCUGGCAUCCGAGUUCGUGGAACAAUGGCAAUGGUCCGUAACAGUGUUGGAGCAGAAAUGUACGUUGGUGAUGAAAUUAUCACUGCUGCAUCUGGUGUGAGGAUUCGAGUGAACAACACUGACGCUGAGGGACGAUUUGCAAUGGGAGAUUGCCUUUAUCACAUGAAACAAGAGGCUAUUGGACAAGUCAAUCCUCAUAUUUACACAUUUGCCACUCUCACCGGUCACUGCAUUAGGACUUAUGGAGAGCAUUAUUCAGGGAUUAUGGAGAACGGACCAGCCAAGAAUCAGAAUAUUUGCAAGGCUUUUCAAGCAGCUGGAGAUGCUUUUGCUGAGCCGUGUGAAAUCUCCACAAUGCGUCGCGAGGACUUUGACGCGACCGUGUCUAAAACGGAGUACGAGGAUUACCUUCAAGACCAAAGAGGCGGGUAUCGCGGGCAUCAGUAUGCUGGCGUUUUCUUGCAACGGGCGUCUGGUUUGGACAAGCAUGGUACAGACUCUGAAACCCAGCUACCAUAUGUGCAUAUUGACAUCGCUGGAUCCAGCGGAGAGUAUCCUAACAUGCCUACUGCCACACCUCUUCUGGGUCUCUCUGCUCUGUACCUGCGUGACCGCGUUGUUGGCAUAUAAAGCAGCGAACACAAGAAAAGACACGCGAAAAGAAAAUGAUAAUAGAUAGUUUAUAGUUAAUCAUCAUUAUAUCAUUCAGAUCAAUUUCCUGCAUGUUUUCAAACAAUUCUAAAUAAAUCUGAC
Dendronephthya gigantea is the source of this 1935-nucleotide messenger RNA. RefSeq names its product putative aminopeptidase W07G4.4. The transcript is spliced from 20 exons. NCBI's taxonomy places the organism in Eukaryota, Metazoa, Cnidaria, Anthozoa, Malacalcyonacea, Nephtheidae. Bases 253 to 1812 code for a protein of 519 amino acids. The record is from RefSeq and is a predicted model, not a curated record. Gene Ontology annotation, cellular component: cytoplasm. Gene Ontology annotation, molecular function: manganese ion binding; metalloaminopeptidase activity. Gene Ontology annotation, biological process: proteolysis.